Messenger RNA from Neltuma alba, 2319 nucleotides. Its product is annotated as neurochondrin-like. The coding region runs from base 123 to 2012 and encodes 629 amino acids. Lineage: Eukaryota; Viridiplantae; Streptophyta; Magnoliopsida; Fabales; Fabaceae. The record is from RefSeq and is a predicted model, not a curated record. The transcript has 18 exons.
GACACUCUCUUCUCAAUUAAGCGGCAGGCAGGGCUCUCGAGAAUUCUCCCAUAGCUACUCUCGGAGUGGAGAACUGAUAAAGUCUCCAACUUUACAUUCUUCCAUUACUCGACCAAUCUUCCAUGGAAGCACAGCAAGAGCAGGGUCCAAGUCUUGAAGACUGCUUGAAGCUAUUGAAAGGGGAACGAGACGAACAGCGCCUUGCCGGCCUUCUUCUCGUCACCAAGUUUUGCAAAGGUGAUGACCUCUCCUCCCUCCGCAGGGUUUACGAUGCCGUGGGACCUCUCUUUCUUGACCGACUGCUUAGGACAGGAAUGGGAAAAGGAACUAUCACCAGUGGCCGAGAAAAUGAUCGGGAUGCGUAUUUACACCUCUCAGUUACAGUGCUCGCCGCAUUUUGUCGUGUUCCAGAGGUUGCAUCCUUGGAAGAUAUGGUUUUGAAAAUCCCACUUAUAUUGGAAGUAAUGUCCACGGAACCAGGUUCAUCUGUCCUUGAAGAAUGCUAUGAAUUUUUGUACUUAGUGUCAACUGCUUCUGCGAAUGGAAGUAUGAAGUUUUACGAAUCUGGUGGUGUCAAGAUAUUAGCUGCUCAGAUAUGUUCUAUGCAAGAUGGUUCUCAUCUCAUGGAGAUCUGUCUUAAACUUGUGGAACUAAUUCUGAGCAGGAUACCAUUGGACGUUUUCAUGAAGGAUUACUUAUCUGAACUUGCGAUUUGUGUGGCAGCAGUGGCAAGGCAAUUUGCUGUCUUGCACAACUCCUUGAAAUUUGAAGCUCUCCAUGUGCUUAGUGCCAUCAUUUCUUCAAAAGAUGUAGUGCCGCUUUUCAAUGCCCUCCGUUUACUUCCUAAUGAUAGCUGGUCACAUGAUAUGCGCCUUGGUAUUGUGGCCAUUUUGCAGAAUCGGGUUGCUCCUGCUGAAAGGCUUCAAGCUCUCAUGUUGGCGGAGUCUAUCAUUUCCAAUUUUGGAGAGGGUUGGCUGAUCAACCACAGGAGCACGAGUGAUGCCCAAGAUAGCCCUUCGACUGACAUGUGUCUAUUACUUGUGUUGGAGCAAUCACGGGUUGAAGUUGCUGUUCUUCUGAAUGAGUUGGCCUAUCUAAAGUAUGAAGCACCUAAGGAUACUUCAGCUACUGCAGAGGCAAUUCUCUUGAAGCGACGAAAUGUGGCUGUUGCCUACUCUUUGAUUGAGAAAAUAAUAAAAUUAAUAUCAACUGUCGAUGGAAAUGAUGGCAACUUCGUUGAUGAGGCAACAUUAACAAAGUUGAUCCGUCAGCUGAACGAGACUAUUGGUGUUAUUCUAGAGUAUCUGGAAGAUGCAAAGGAACGUGGACAGAAUAAAGGGGAUGAUUUACUUGCUUCAGUGCGGAUUAUAGGGAGCUACCUGGCUGAGGCGCCCCUUGCAUGCAAGGAGAAGGUUCGGGAACUUUUAGGGUAUAUGCUCUCUGUUCAAGGAGAAGAUGAACAGAGCCCUUUCCACUCUGUCUGCUUUUUACUUCCAAUGCUGUGCCAAAUUACAAUGGAUGUUGAAGGAUGUAAUGUUCUAGCUUCUUGUGGAGGACUAAAUGCUGUUCUGGAUUGCUUUACUAAAUUAAUCGGGUCAAAAGAUUAUAUGGUUGAGGAUAAUGGCGGUGUCUUCUUGACAUGUGAUACAAUCAUGAAUCUCCUGCUAAAGAAAGACAAAUUACAGUUGACGUUUGAGGAAUCUGAUAUUGUCAAAAUUCUGAAGGCAUUGGCAUAUUGGGCAGAGAACGCUGGAGACACAUCAAGUAUGAUGAUGGCUUCAAGCAUUUGCGCGCUGAUAUUUGAUUACACUUCUGAAGAGUCUCUUCUGAAUCAUCCUGAUUUCAACCACAGCGAUCUUCGCAGUCUUUAUCGGCUGAUCGCUAGAUGUCAGGCUUCAUCUGGACAGGAUACUGAAGCAGAUAUGGAUCUUAUAGAGAUUGUUGCUGCAGGUUACUCUCGUUGGGCUCAUCGAUACCCUCACAUAGGGGAGGCCAUGAAAAACUUGACUUGAUGAUGGUUUCGAGCCUCAAUGUGGCUGCAGGACUAUGCUGUUUACCCAAUAUCUAUGAUUGAGUUUAAUGAUUGCUGUUCAUAGUUUACAGUAGCGAGUUCGUUGUUGUUGUAAGGCUAUGCUAAGCAACUGGUGGGUAUGUCCCUCGUUUUCAAAGUGGCCACAGCUGCAUUGUUGUAAUAACUUAUCUAAUCUAAUUAAUUCAAAAGGUAGGGUUUAUGUCAAAUGUUACUGAUGAGUUAUCAAAUUAAAUUUUAAAUUUGUCAGAAGUUGUCUAGUUAAUUCAAAAGCUGGGGUUUAUAUAAAA